Monodelphis domestica (gray short-tailed opossum) is the source of this 5127-nucleotide messenger RNA. RefSeq names its product eukaryotic translation initiation factor 5A2 (gene EIF5A2). The record is from RefSeq and is a predicted model, not a curated record. Lineage: Eukaryota; Metazoa; Chordata; Mammalia; Didelphimorphia; Didelphidae. Gene Ontology annotation, molecular function: RNA binding; ribosome binding; translation elongation factor activity. Gene Ontology annotation, biological process: positive regulation of translational elongation; positive regulation of translational termination.
CGGACGGGGGAGGAGAGAAGAGGGCAGGCCCGGGGGGGAGGGGGGUGUGGAAAGUGCUGCCGGGCCCCGCCCCGUCUCCUGAAGCCGCCGAGCAUCCACGGCCGCAUCCACGGCCGCCGCCGCCGCAGUGGGCGAUCGGGCGCGUUGAGCGCAGGGCUACGCUCCACCACUGGCUGGAAGUUCCCGAAGCAGCAGGACCACCGCCCCGACCCACCAUGGCUGAUGAGAUCGAUUUCACCACCGGGGACGCGGGGGCUUCCAGCACGUACCCGAUGCAGUGCUCGGCCCUGCGCAAGAACGGCUUCGUGGUACUCAAGGGCCGGCCCUGCAAGAUCGUGGAAAUGUCAACUUCUAAGACGGGCAAGCAUGGCCAUGCCAAGGUUCACCUGGUUGGAAUUGAUAUUUUCACGGGCAAAAAAUAUGAAGAUAUUUGUCCCUCUACUCACAACAUGGAUGUUCCAAAUAUCAAGAGAAAUGAUUAUCAAUUGAUAUGCAUUCAGGAUGGUUACCUAUCCCUGCUGACAGAAACUGGUGAAGUUCGUGAGGAUCUAAAGGUACCAGAAGGUGAAUUGGGCAAAGAAAUUGAAGGAAAAUACAAUGCUGGUGAAGAUGUGCAGGUUUCUGUCAUGUGUGCAAUGAGUGAAGAAUAUGCUGUAGCCAUAAAGCCCUGCAAAUAAACAGAACCCUCAGGCUCGAGCAAAAUGCUUAGGUCUGGCUAAACCACAAGGCUUCGCUUUGGUUCUUACUGUCACCAAAGCUCUGGCCUUCCUUCACAAGCAACCUCAUAUCCCCCCCCCUUUUUUUUUGGUUAGUUUUUUCAGAAUAGUGCUGGAUUCUAGAUUAGUUUUGAAGACAACUGGCAAUUUUUAAAAAAUCACUUAGAUUUGUAGUUCUCUAUGUAUUUUGUAGAUUUGUUUCCUUCAACAUUCCUAAUAGCUGUUAGUUUAGGGGUCCAAGAAACUUGAAAAGACUCUUUUCAGCAGGCAGAGUAUAAUUUGCUUGAGCAAAAGCUUAAGUUUGACAGGAGAUAAACCUGGGUUUUAAGUGGAAUAAUGUAGUGUUGAAAUAGCAGAUGUUGGUAAGAUUAAUGCAGCGUAAUUCUGGGCUUAUUAACUUAAAAUAGAAAGUCUUACAGAAUGGAAUAAUCACAGCUUAGAAUCAUGUGUGCCAAGCACAAUUCUUAAAAGACUAAAAAAUUACAGUGAUCCAAAAUUGCCAGUUGCCUUUCAAAAGUUCUAAUGGCCAUGUGCAACUAACUGUAUUACCUCUGUUAUACUAUUUUUUGCCAACUUUUUGGCAUACUUAUAAUCUUAACUCUACUGUGUCAAAGCCCUGCUUAUGGUCAAGAAGGGACAUUCAGAAUGCUGGGUGAAUGUUACAAAGCUGGGUUAUAAAAUGGGGGCGGAGGGAGUAGUUAAAGCUGGAGAUUUUCACACGAGGCCUUUGUCUUCAGACUGAAAAUUAGAAAAAUGCCAUUAUAGUUGGCUUUUUCUUUUAGCUCUCUUUUUCUGGAAAUAUAGUUCAAAGGAGCAACUAGCUCCCUAAGAUAAUGUUUGCAAAACUCAUGCAGUAAGUAAAUGCUUGGCUUCUAACUGAAUUUCAACCACUUAAAACAAUAUUUGGCAUUGAAACUUUUGUCAAACAAAAUGCCAGAACUUGUUUUAAACUUAAUAUGAAAAAAAUUGAUUGUCUUCUGCUACUGAUGUUUUACAUAGUAGAUCAAAUGUAGAUAUAUGUAUUUUUGUGUGUACUUUUUUUUAAGCAAUUACAGUAUAUAUGUUCUGGUUUGCUUGCAUCUGCCACUUACAUAGCAACCUUUUUUUGGCUGACUAUUGUGUGAUUUAAUUCAGUAACAGGUCAAAAACCUAACUAGGAAAGAGCUAUAGGACUAGGGAAAUGAUUUAGCUGAAGGUAGGAUUGAUUAACUUGUGCCACAUUUCUUUAGUCUAGUUUGGUUUAGUCUUUUGGAACCUUUGGAGCCUCUUUUUAGAGGUGGGGGCAGAGGGAGGCCAGGAGAAUGACAUUCAUGAACCAGUUGUGAAACAGUUCAUUUUAAAGACAGAUUCUGUCACUUCUGUAUCCUUGUUCUGUCCUCACUCUCUUCCCUACUCCCCAAAACCUUGUUUUGAGCAUCUUCAAAGGCUCUGUGCUGCUGCUUCAUCUGACUAGAGAAACUGGGGAAUAGCAAAAAGGUCAAUCGGCAUUAGAAGAUUCUCUUUCAGAUGUAGUUUUCCAAAUUACUAGAGGCAAGUCAUUUGUGUGUGUACUUGCUUCGUCUUGUAUACUUUACAGUAUCCUUACCUGCCCAUCCAUUUCAGGACAGAGCAAGCAGAAAGUUAGCAAGCGCAGAGAAGGAACCUGGACAGCCGCAAAGGGAUCUUGUACCUUGAGGUCAAAAUCAAGUGUGAACUUCGACUCUGUUUCCUAGCUAAGGCACAGAGAAGGGCUGCUGCUUCAUUUUUCCUGGCGUUCUGUCUUCAGCGCCCACUCCCUGCUUCUGGCUCCAACAUUCUUACUUUUCUGCUAGUUUGCAUGGAGGUUCUCUGUAGGGGAAACUGAUAAGUGACCAAACAUGCUCAGUCCACCGGCAAGUCCAUCAGAAUCCAAGUUGAAAAUAACUAGUUUAGCACAAAUUCAGAGCCGGCAUGCCCUAGGUUUCUCUGACAUGUUAAACUUCACAUACGUAUUUCUAAGUGCAGUAUAAGGGUGGAAACAUCACACCCCCUGUAUUCCUAUCUUAGUAGCUUGACUGGCAAAAGCUAUAUUUAUGCAGCUAAUAUUUAGUUUUUAACAUACUCUUUCCUUGAAGUAUUCUCUAUAAAGUAGAACUACUUUUUACUGUUUUAUGUACAAUUAAUGUGUAGCUAUUUUGAAGGACCAUCCAUUUCCAUAUAUCCCUUGAUAGAGAAGAGACUAAAGCAAGUAUUUCAUUAGUUAGUAAAAUGGCCACUGUUUGAAAGAGGGCGAGAACCAUGCAUUUUUAACUUCAAGAACAGAAAUGACCUCUUUGAAACAAGAAAUGCUGAUGAUAGGAAUUCUUCAUUCUUCUUAGUAUUUUUGCACUAUUGGCAGCAUGUGGUUAAAAAUCUUGUUUUCCCAUGUGCAGAAUAUCAAAUGCCAGGUUAGCAGUUUACACAGUGUGUGGUAUAGCCUGUGCAUCUCCACGUAUUCCAUCAAUUUACGUUGCAGUAUUAACCAGUGAGUUCUGAAAAUUUAAUGUUUCCUCAUUUAGCAAACCAGUUGACAACUUUUUUACUCAUACUUUAUUAUUUGCUUUACGUUUUUUAUAAGGUUACGUAUGAAGCAGUUGAAAUCAUUGCUAUCCAAAUGUAGCAUUUGCGUCAUAAACAUAUUGUGAUUCCUCUCGAGCCAUCAGUCAAAAUCAAGAUUGUUACUAACACAACGUUUAACAUUUCUUUCAUUGGUAGCACUAAUUUUUAAACGAACACUCUACACCCCCCCCCAGUACUGUGGCCAGGGCACAAUGCUGAUAAGCUUUCCUAGAUGCUGCAAUAAAGCAAACGAGUAGGCUAUAAAGUUAUUCUGAAAGUUUCCAUUUUAUGGCAUUAAAUAUGUAUGACUUUUCACACAUAUGGAGCCUUACGUGUUUUUGUUCUUUUCAAAGUCUUUCCAACUCUCUCUAAAGUACUGUAGUCUGGUAGUGCCUCAAAUGUUGGUAAAUUUUCCUUUAUAGCCUUUCCAGUGCUUGUCAAUGUUCUUGGUCUUAGAUGGUUUCUCAACUGGAAUAUUUCUAGUUUGAGCUUCUUUGGAGUGUGUUGUUCUCAGGGCUCUUUUUGCUAAGUUCAUAUUAGCUGAGAUUUCAUUUUUUUAUAAUAACCGAAAAGACAUUGCAGAAUUUCCCUAAAUCAAAACCCCUUCUGCUUGCUCAUGGUGUGACAUAAGUAUCUGACCUUGGCAGGCUGUCGGCUUCAUUCCAAAAUAGAAAGGAAGAUGGCGGCAGUUGCUGUACUGGAGCCUCGCUUUUAAAGAGUAUUUACUCUAGAAUGGGAUUCUAUCUUGAACACUCUCCAAGGAAGUUUGCUCAGUAACAACGUUUCUAGAGCACUUAAUUAUGAGGGAAAUCUGUAGUGUUGAUUCCAAAGCUCUUGUGUUGAGUGAUUUUGAGAUUAGAGCUGUUGGAUUGAGGAAUGAUGUAUAAUAAAAAUGGCCUCUAGAUUCAGCUUGUUCUUCUGAGGAUAAGCAAGAUUAUAGCCUUAUCCUGAAGUUCUUUUAGGGGAUACUUAUAUCCUAUCAAGGCAAAUUUAAGUGCCUCAAAAAUGUUGUGCUUUUCUACUGAGCACGUUUCCCAUAGCUUGGAGGAUGCCCCAGCUCUGGGCAGGGCGUGCAGCCACUGUAAGUGGCUGAAAAGAAGCACUGGUUUAGGAAACUGCAUUUUCUCUGUUGGUGAGAGAAAGGCAUUCCAAGUACUAGAAAUGAAGGUUCUCUCACAAUAAGUUCACAAAGCUUUGCUUUCAUAUUGGGGAGCUUAGGUCUCAGGCAGGUUUUUGAGGACAUCACUGGAAAUACCCCAUGUGAUGACUGCCUUGCCUUGUAAAGCUAUUAGAUUCAUUCAUGAAUUCUCUUGUUAACAGCCAUUUGGUGUUUGGGGCUGCAAAGAGUGGUUCUUUGGGGUGUGGUUACUAGCACCCUAAAUGAGACUCACUCAGGUGAAGACGGAAUACUUGUUAUAAAACUGUAAUAAGAUAGUGUAGUGUUUGGGAAUUAUUCAUUCCGUUUCAUCAUGUAUUCAUAAAUUUAAUUUACAGGGAGUCAGGGGGAGAUAGAUAAUAGUUAAAAUGACAUUGAAUAAAUGCAGUGCCAUUUUACUGGUAACACAGUUUGUCUUAAAAGAAAUGAAUCUUGGCCUUCAAACUGGAUCCAUCCGUGUGUUUUCGAUAUAUUUUAAGAUAUUUUCAGUAUCAAAAUCAUCAGGAUGAAGAUUAUCAUUGUGAAUUUAUUUUUCACCAUAAUUACAAAUGUUAGUAUUUUUGUUUAACUCACCAAAAUUGUUGAAAUCCUUUGAAAUACAGGUGGUGAACUCAUUAACUAUCAUUUUAUAUCUGUACUGUUGUUCCAUUUUUACUUUUUUAAGUUGUAACAAGUAAAAAUAAAGCAAAACUGAAGGUU